UUCAGGUGGACCAGGACGACUCGUUAGAAGAACCAUCAUGGCACUCCAAUGGGUGAAGCCGUGGAUCGCUCUCGUCUUCGGACUAUCUGCUGCACAUUCUUGGACUGGUAUGAUUCCAGAUAUGACUUCCAUUGGGAGUCUAUAUGAUUCCAAACUGCAAAUCUUAUCAGCAGGAGUGAGUCCAGCUCAUAACGGGCAGGUUUGCAGCACAUGGGGUAACUACCACUACAAAACCUACGAUGGAGACUUCUUCCAGCUGCCCUACACCUGUAACUACGUGCUGUCGUCAUUGUGUAAGAGCAGCAGCGGCUACGAGGCCUUUAACAUUCAGCUGCAGCGCGGGGAGGUAGAUGGGCUGCCCACCAUCACCAAGGUUUCUUUGAAGCUGGAUGGAACCUUCGUGGAGCUGGCCAACGGUAACGUCAGCGUCAACGGAUUAAAGGUCACCAUACCAUUUGGUCAGUUUAACAUCUUCAUUGAGAGGACUGUUUCCUAUGUGAAGAUCACAGCCAAGCUGGGGUUAGUCGUCAUGUGGAAUGAAGAUGAUUCCCUCUGGGUGGAGCUGGACUCAAAGUUCCAAAAUCAGACUUGUGGGCUGUGUGGAGACUUCAACGGAGUCCAGAUUUACGACGAGUUUGUUAGGAAUGGUGAUCAUCUGAAGACAAUCGACUAUGGUGAUAUUUGGAAGAUGAAUGGCCCAACCGAGACCUGUACAGAAAUCCCUGGUCAUACUGAGCAGUGUGAAGACCAGACCGAACUUUGUGAGCAGCUUCUCACCAGUCUUGCCUUCAGUAGCUGUAAGGACCUGAUUGCCACAGACUCCUUCAUCAAGGCCUGUGCAGAAGACAUGUGUCACUGUGGCAACAGCAGCAGCAGUGCCACCUGCGCCUGCCCCACCAUGUCCGAGUACUCCCGCCAGUGUGCUCACGCAGGGGGGAAACCCCAAGAGUGGAAGACCGACCAGUUCUGCAUGAAGACGUGUCCUUUAAGCAUGAAGUACCAGGAGUGUGGUAGUCCCUGCACUGAUACCUGCUCCAACCCAAAGAGGAACCAGCAUUGUGAGGAACACUGCACCGACGGAUGCUUCUGCCCUGCUGGAACUGUGUUUGAUGACAUCACUCAUAAAGGCUGUGUAGCUGUGAACCAGUGCUCUUGUCUCCACAACGGACAAUCUUACCAACCUGGACAAUCAUUCUCAAGAACAUGCCAUAAAUGUACCUGUAUCCAAGGCCAGUGGAGUUGUGUGGAUCUAGAUUGCCCAGCUACCUGCUCCAUAGUGGGAGGUUCCCACAUCACCACCUACGAUGGGAAAGCCUACACCUUCCAUGGAGACUGCUCAUAUGUCCUGUCCAAGCAAAUCAACAAGACUGCUUUCACAGUCCUGGGUGACAUAGUGAAAUGUGGGAAGACGGACGUUGAGACCUGCCUAAGAUCUGUAACCCUGGUGACUCCAGAGUCCAUGAUGAUCGUCAUCGAGGCCAGUGGAAAGGUCUUUGUCAACAAGAUGUUUUCUCAGUUGCCGCUUUUCAUGGCGGAUGUAAAGAUCUUUCAGCCCUCUACGUUCUACAUCGUUGUGCAUACCUCUUAUGGGCUCCGACUAGAGGUGCAGAUAACACCUAUAAUGCAGGUCUACAUCGUAGCUAGCAGUUCACACAAAGAAAAAACACAGGGUCUUUGCGGAGACUUUAACAGCGUCCAAGCUGAUGACUUCAGAACCAUCAAUGGACUCGUGGAAGGAACCGCUGAAUCAUUUGCCAACACGUGGAAGAACAAAGCAAGCUGUCCUGAUGUGGCACAGAGCUUUGAGAUCCCAUGCAGUCUGAGUGUAGAGAACGAGAGAUAUGCCAAGCACUGGUGCUCGAUGCUGUCAGAUCGUGCAGGAAUAUUUUCCCAAUGCCACACUGAGAUCAACCCAAAUUCCUACAAGGAAAUCUGCCAAUAUGACAGCUGUAACUGUGAGAGGAGUGAGGAGUGCAUGUGUGCUGCGGUCUCCUCCUACGUCCAUGCAUGUGCUGCUGCAGGCGUCCUGCUCAGUGGAUGGAGAAACACCACCUGUGGGAAGUACUCCUCUAGCUGCCCUGACACGAUGGUCUAUGACUACACCAUGACCAGCUGUGACCGCACCUGUCGUUCACUGAGCCAGCCAGACUUUACCUGCCAGUUAGACCAUGUGUCUGUGGACGGCUGUGGCUGUGCCGAGGGGACCUACCUGAACGACCAGGGAGAGUGUGUCCCUGCCUCACGCUGCUCCUGCUACCAUGGAGGCAAAGUAGUACCCCCUGGAGAGGUCACCAGGAUCUAUGGGGCUUCUUGCUCUUGCAGACAAGGGAAAUUAAGCUGUGCUGGAGAACCAAAACAUUUAUCCUGUGAAAAACCAAUGGGUUUCUUCAACUGUUCAAGUGCAGGGCCCGGAGCCAAGGGCUCAGAGUGUCAGAAGAGCUGUCAAACACUAGACAGUCACUGUAUCAGUGCAGAGUGUGUGUCGGGCUGUGUAUGUCCUGAUGGUCUGCUGUCUGAUGGAAACGGAGGAUGCAUCAAGGAAGACCUAUGUCCCUGUUCUCACAAUGGAGUCUACUACCAACCUGGACAUGUGCUCAAAGUAGACUGCAAUACCUGCACCUGCGAAGGGAGAAAAUGGCAGUGUACCAAUAAGGAGUGUGAUGGGAUGUGUGCCAUAUAUGGAGAUGGGCAUUUCAUCACUUUUGAUGAGAAAAGGUUCACUUUCAAUGGAGAUUGUGAAUACACUCUUACUCAGGACUACUGCAGCAACAAUGCAAACGGUACCUUCAGAGUGAUCACAGAGAACAUUCCCUGUGGAACCACUGGCACCACCUGUUCCAAGGCCAUCAAGCUCUUCUUGGGGAGCAAUGAGAUCAUACUAGCAGAUGAAUCUGUAAAAGUGAUCAAACAAGAGAACGGGGUAGACGUGCCAUACCAGGUCCACUCUAUCGGUCUCUAUGUUGUUGUUGAGGCUGAAAAUGGCCUGAUCCUCAUGUGGGAUAAGAAGAAUAGCCUGUUCAUCAAACUCAGCUCUACCUUCCAGGGCAAAGUGUGUGGUCUGUGUGGAAACUACGACGGUAAUGGAAAGAACGACUUCACGUCCAGAAACCAGGAAGUGGUUGUUGAAGCUCUGGAGUUUGGGAACAGCUGGAAAGUGUCACCCAUUUGCCCCAACGCUGAUGUCAUAACAAACCCAUGCACUUUAAAAUCAUACAGGCAGUCCUGGUCUCUGAAACGCUGCAGCAUUAUCACCAGUAAGGUUUUCUCAGCCUGCCACUCACAGGUGGAUCCCACGCCAUUCCAUGAUGCCUGUGUGAGGGACUCGUGUGCCUGUGACACUGGGGGAGACUGCGAGUGUUUCUGUACAGCUGUAGCAGCCUACGCCCAGGCCUGUAACGAGGCAGGGGCUUGUAUCAAGUGGAGAACACCAGAUAUCUGCCCUCUGUUCUGUGAUUUCUACAACCCUAUUGGUGAGUGUGAGUGGCAUUAUAAUCCGUGUGGAUAUCCCUGUAUGAAGACCUGCAAGAAUCCCUCAGGAACAUGCUCCAGUCAGAUCCCUGCACUGGAAGGUUGCUAUCCAAAAUGUCCUUCGGCCAAGCCUUAUUUGGAAGAAAGUACCAUGAAGUGUGUCAGUAAGGAGUACUGUGGUUGCUACGAUGGAGAUGGAACUCAUUACAACGAGAGAGAGGUUAUACCUUCCAAGGAGAACUGUCAGAAAUGUCUUUGCUCAUCAACUGAGGUCAGAUGCAGCUAUGAUGUCCAAGCUUGCUAUUGUUUAUUCAACGGCAGAACAUACCCGUAUGGAGCGACCAUAUAUCACACAUCUGACGGUGAUGAGACCUGUAUUACUGCCACCUGCAAAGAGAACGGAACAAUUGUCCGGAUUAUGAACCACUGUCCCAACACCACAACUCCAACAACUACACCAAGUGUUACAACAAAACAGAUAUCCACAAAAGCACCGACCACCACAGUAUUUGUUUUCUCAACUCCUACCACUACCCCCACAACAACCCCUACUUCACCAACAAACACUUCACCCACUACUACUCCAUACUGCCUGACCAAGACUGUCUGUGAUUGGUCAGAAUGGAUUGACAGUCACUAUCCUACUACAGAAACAGGAGGAGAUUAUGAAACCAUAGAAAAUAUAAGGAAAAAUAGAACUGAUAUUUGUAGCCAACCUAAGGAAGUAGAAUGCAGAGCCAUAGGCUUCAUCAAUGUUUCUUUGGCCGAUCUAAGUCAAAAUGUUAAAUGCAAUCCCUCAGUUGGACUGAUAUGCCACAACAAGGAUCAAGGCAUCCCACCAAUAUGCUACAACUACGAGAUCAGAGUCAGAUGUUGUGCUGAUGUUUGUACACCAACAACAACUUCUACCACUACCCCAACACCUACCUCUACCCCAACAACAACACGUACCACUACCCAAACAACUACUACAGCCACUACCCCAACAACAACCCCUACUACUACCCCAAAAACUACUACCACUACCCCAACAACUCCUACUACUACCCCAAAAACUACUACAACUCCACCAACAACAACCCCUACUACUACCCCAAAAACUACUACCAAUACCCCAACAACAACCCCUACUACUACCCCAAAAACUACUACCACUACCCCAACAACUCCUACUACUACCCCAAUAACUACAACAACUACCCCAACAUCAAAACGUAUCACUACCCCAACAACUACUACAGCUUCCCCUACAACAUCUCCUACCACUACCCCAACAACUACUACCACUACCCCAACAACUACAACAACCCCCACAAUAACUACUACCACUACCCCAACAACAAAACCUAUCUCUACCCCAUUAACUACUACAGCUACCAAAACAACAUCUCCUACCACUACCCUAACAACUACUACAACUACCCACACAACAACUCCUGCCACUACCCCAAUAUCAAAAAAUACAACUACCCCAACAUCAAAACCAACCACUUCCCCAACAACAUCUCCUACCACUACUCCAACAACUGCUACAACUACCCCAACAACAUCUCCUACGACAACCCCAACAACAACUCCUACUACUACCCCAAAAAUGACUACACCUCCACCAACAACCCCUACUACUACCCCCAAAACUACUACCACUACCCCAACAACAACUCCUACUACUACCCCAAAAACAACUACAACUACCCCAACAACAACUCCUACUACUACCCCAAAAACUACUACCAAUACCCCAACAACAACUCCUACUACUACCCCAAAAACUACUACCAAUACCCCAACAACAACUCCUACUACUACCCCAAAAACUACUACCAAUACCCCAACAACAACUCCUACUACUACCCCAAAAACUACUACAACUACCCCAACAACAACUCCUACUACUACCCCAAAAACUACUACAACUACGCCAACAACAACUCCCACUACUACCCCAAAAAUAACUACAACUACCCCAACAACAACUCCUACUACUACCCCAAAAACUACUACCAAUACCCCAACAACAACUCCUACUACUACCCCAAAAACUACUACAACUACCCCAACAACAACUCCUACUACUACCCCAAAAACUACUACAACUACGCCAACAACAACUCCCACUACUACCCCAAAAAUAACUACAACUACCCAAACAACAACUCCUACUACUACCCCAAAAAUUACAACCACUAACCCAGCAACAACUCCUACUACUACCCCAAAAACUACUACCACUACCCCAACGACAACUCCUACUACUACCCUAAGUACUACUACCACUACCCCAACAACAACUUCUAAUACUAUCCCAAAAAUGACUACCACUACCCCAACAACAACUCCUACAACUACCCCAAAAACUACUACAACUAACCCAACAACAACUCCUUCUCCUACCCCAAAAACGACUACAAAUCCCCCAACAACAAUCCCUACUACUACCCCAACUCCUACCACAACAAUAACUAAAACUCCUACUACGACCCCAAAAACUACUACAACUCCACCAACAACAACCCCUACUACUACCCCAAAAACAACUACCUCUACCCCAACAACAACCCCUACUACUACCCCAACUACUACCACAACAAUAACUACAACUCCAACUACUACCCCAAAAACUACUACCACUAAUCCAUCAACAACUCCUACUACUACCCCAAAAACUAAUACAACUCCAACAACAACAACCCCUACUACUUCCCCAAAAACUGCUACAACUACCCCAACAAUAUCUCCUACUACUACCCCAAAACCUACUACAACUCCACCAACAACUCCUACUACUACCCCAACUACUACCACAACAAUAACUACAACUCCUACUACUACCCCAAAAAAGACUACCACUACCCCAACAACAACUCCUACUACUACCGAAAAAACUACUACAAAUCCACCAACAACUCCUACUACUACCCCAACUACUACCACAACAAUAACUAAAACUCCUACUACUACCCCCAAAACUACUACACCUCCACCAACAACAACCCCUACUACUACCCAAAAAACUACUACAACUCCACCAACAACAACUCCUACUACUACCCCAAAAACUACUACCACUACCCCAACAACAACUCCUACUACUACCCCAAGUACUACUACCACUACCCCAACAACAACUCCUACCACUACCCCAAAAACUACUACAACUCCACCAAAAACAACUCCUACUACUACCCCAACUACUACCACAGGAAUAACUACAACUCCUACUACUACCCCAAAAACUACUACACCUCCACCAACAACAACCCCUAACGACUACCACUACCCUAACAACAACUCCUACUACUACCCCAAACACAACUACCAAUACCCCAACAACAACUCCUACUACUACCACAAAAACUACUACAACUCUACAAACAACAUCCCCUACUACUACCCCAAAAACUACUACCACUACCCCAACAACAACUCCUACCACUACCCCAAAAACUACUACAACUCCACCAACAACAACCCCUACUACUACCCCAACUACUACCACAACAAUAACUACAACUCCUACUACUACCCCAAAAACUAUUACACCUCCACCAACAACAACCCCUACUACUACCCCAAAAACUACUACCACUACCCCAACAAUAACUCCUACUACUACCCCAAAAAUGACUACACCUCAACCAACAACAACCUCUACUAUUACCCCAAAAACUACUACCGCUACCCCAACAACAACUCCUACUACUACCCCAAAGAUGACUACCGCUACCCCAACAACUACUCCUACUACAACUCCAUCAUCAACAACUCCUAUUACUACCCCAAAAAUGACAACCACUACCCCAACAACAGCUCCUACUACUACCCCAAAAACUUCUACCACUACCCCAACAACAACUCCUACUACUACCCCAAAAACUACUACAAUUACCCCAACAGCUACUACCACUACCCCAACAACAACUCUUACCACUACCCCAACUACUACCACAACAACAACUCAGACAAGGACUACCUCUGA
Messenger RNA from Salmo salar (Atlantic salmon), 7447 nucleotides. Lineage: Eukaryota; Metazoa; Chordata; Actinopteri; Salmoniformes; Salmonidae. The record is from RefSeq and is a predicted model, not a curated record.